GCUAACAAGAAAGGAAGCUUAACCCAUCUAUAAAUAUCUCCACAACACCCCAAAAGUAACCAAACCAAAUCCCAAACACACUCUCUCUCUCAGAUCUAAACUUUCAUUCUCAAACCAAAAACUCAACCAACAUGGCGAAUCAACCUGAAUCCUCCGAUGCUAAGGGAAAUAAGCGUGAUUUUAGUACUGCGAUUCUGGAACGCAAAAAGGCACCUAAUCGAUUAGUUGUUGAUGAAGCUGUUAACGAUGAUAACUCCGUUGUUGCUCUUCAUCCUGAAACUAUGGAGAAGCUUCAACUCUUCCGCGGUGACACUAUAUUGAUCAAGGGAAAGAAAAGGAAAGAUACUAUUUGUAUUGCACUUGCUGAUGAUACAUGUGAGGAACCAAAGAUAAGAAUGAACAAGGUUGUGAGAAACAAUCUUAGGGUUAGGCUUGGAGAUGUUGUUUCGGUGCAUCAAUGUGCUGAUGUCAAAUAUGGAAAGAGAGUUCACAUUCUUCCUGUGGACGAUACUAUUGAAGGAGUGACGGGCAAUCUCUUUGACGCAUACUUAAAACCUUAUUUCCUGGAGGCAUAUCGACCAGUGAGGAAAGGUGACUUCUUCCUUGUGAGAGGGGGAAUGAGAAGCGUAGAAUUCAAGGUUAUUGAAACAGACCCACAUGAGUAUUGUGUUGUGGCCCCGGACACAGAGAUCUUCUGUGAAGGAGAGCCCAUUAAAAGGGAAGAUGAGAAUCGAUUAGAUGAGGUUGGUUACGACGAUGUUGGCGGUGUAAGAAAACAGAUGGCCCAAAUUAGGGAACUUGUGGAACUUCCCCUGAGGCACCCACAGUUGUUCAAGUCUAUUGGUGUCAAACCACCAAAAGGGAUUCUGUUGUAUGGACCCCCGGGAUCUGGAAAGACUUUAAUUGCUAGAGCAGUUGCAAAUGAAACAGGUGCCUUCUUUUUCUGCAUUAAUGGCCCUGAGAUAAUGUCAAAACUCGCUGGUGAGAGUGAAAGCAAUUUAAGAAAGGCAUUCGAGGAAGCAGAGAAGAAUGCACCGUCGAUAAUCUUCAUCGACGAGAUAGAUUCCAUAGCUCCUAAGCGAGAGAAAACUCAUGGUGAAGUUGAGAGGAGGAUAGUUUCCCAGCUAUUGACUCUCAUGGAUGGUCUUAAAUCACGCGCCCAUGUAAUUGUUAUGGGAGCCACAAAUAGGCCCAAUAGCAUUGACCCUGCACUUAGGAGGUUUGGAAGAUUUGAUCGGGAGAUUGAUAUUGGUGUUCCCGAUGAAAUCGGGCGACUCGAAGUUCUACGAAUUCAUACAAAAAAUAUGAAACUUGCUGAAGAUGUUGAUUUAGAAAAGAUUUCUAAGGAAACACAUGGUUAUGUUGGUGCUGAUCUAGCUGCUUUAUGUACCGAAGCAGCGCUUCAAUGCAUCAGAGAAAAAAUGGACGUGAUUGACUUGGAAGAUGAGACCAUUGAUGCUGAAAUUUUGAACUCCAUGGCAGUGACAAAUGAGCAUUUUGCUACUGCUCUUGGAUCAAGCAAUCCUUCUGCUCUCCGUGAAACAGUUGUUGAAGUGCCAAAUUGUAGCUGGGAUGAUAUUGGUGGUCUUGAAAAUGUUAAGAGAGAACUCCAAGAGACUGUUCAAUAUCCAGUGGAACACCCUGAAAAGUUUGAGAAGUUUGGAAUGUCUCCUUCAAAGGGAGUUCUUUUCUAUGGUCCUCCUGGCUGUGGUAAAACACUUCUGGCAAAAGCUAUUGCCAAUGAAUGCCAGGCAAACUUCAUCAGUAUCAAAGGUCCUGAGCUACUCACUAUGUGGUUUGGAGAAAGUGAGGCAAAUGUCAGGGAAAUUUUUGACAAGGCUCGUGGUUCUGCGCCAUGUGUCCUGUUCUUUGAUGAACUCGACUCCAUUGCCACUCAGAGAGGUAGUAGUGUAGGAGAUGCUGGGGGUGCUGCUGACAGGGUUUUGAACCAGCUGCUAACAGAAAUGGAUGGGAUGUCGGCAAAGAAAACAGUUUUUAUCAUUGGCGCCACUAAUCGACCGGACAUUAUAGACCCAGCUCUUCUGCGUCCAGGCCGUCUAGACCAGUUGAUUUAUAUCCCCCUCCCAGAUGAAGAUUCCCGUCAUCAGAUAUUUAAAGCUUGCUUGAGAAAAUCCCCCAUCGCAAAAGACGUUGAUAUUAGAGCUCUUGCAAAGUAUACCCAAGGAUUUAGCGGUGCUGAUAUUACUGAGAUUUGCCAGCGUGCAUGCAAAUAUGCCAUAAGAGAGAACAUUGAGAAGGACAUUGAAAAAGAGAGAAAGAGAAGCGAGAACCCUGAGGCCAUGGAAGAGGAUGUUGAAGAUGAAGUAGCUGAAAUUAAGGCAGCUCACUUUGAGGAAUCGAUGAAAUAUGCAAGGAGGAGUGUGAGUGAUGCCGACAUUCGCAAGUAUCAAGCAUUUGCCCAAACAUUGCAGCAGUCCAGAGGGUUUGGAACUGAGUUUAGGUUUGCAGAUUCUGGAACCAGUGGUGCUGCCGCUACAGGUGCAUCUGACCCAUUUACAUCUGCUGGCGGAGCUGAUGACGACGAUCUCUACAGUUAAACUUGUAUCAGUGGUGUCUUAUAUAUGACUUGUGCUUAUGAAGUCCCUAAGACUUCCUUUGGAUAAUUAUGUCUGCUUCUUAAAAGAUAAUUAUGUCAGUGCUUAAAAGCAUUUGUUUAUAGGUGACGGUUAAGGUGGGCAAGUCCUCUAAUUUUUUCAUGAUGGGAAAUGUGUUUUUACCUC
Trifolium pratense (red clover) is the source of this 2741-nucleotide messenger RNA. Its product is annotated as cell division cycle protein 48 homolog. Gene Ontology annotation, biological process: retrograde protein transport, ER to cytosol; autophagosome maturation; mitotic spindle disassembly. Bases 132 to 2558 code for a protein of 808 amino acids. The transcript has 9 exons. Gene Ontology annotation, molecular function: polyubiquitin modification-dependent protein binding; ATP binding; ATP hydrolysis activity. Lineage: Eukaryota; Viridiplantae; Streptophyta; Magnoliopsida; Fabales; Fabaceae. Gene Ontology annotation, cellular component: cytosol; nucleus; VCP-NPL4-UFD1 AAA ATPase complex. The record is from RefSeq and is a predicted model, not a curated record.